Molecule: messenger RNA, 588 nt
Organism: Dentiscutata erythropus
Lineage: Eukaryota; Fungi; Glomeromycota; Glomeromycetes; Diversisporales; Gigasporaceae
Source: the annotation of a GenBank genome assembly
AUGGGAAAAGCGAAGAAAACCAGAAGGUUUGCCGAGGUCAAACGCUUAUUAAAUCCUAAGGAUUCAAGAUUAAAAUCCGUACAAGAAAAACAAAAAAUGAAAAAUGAAGAGAAGGAAAAGGAAGCAGUUCGAAAUGUGCCACAAGUAGCCUCUUCUUUAUUCUUUAGACAUAAUACAGCUUUAGGUCCACCUUAUCAAAUUUUGGUGGAUACAAAUUUUAUUAAUUUUUCAAUUCAGAAUAAAUUGGAACUUGUUCAGGCAAUGAUGGAUUGUCUUUAUGCUAAAUGUAUUCCAUGUAUCACAGAUUGUGUAAUGGCUGAAUUGGAGAAAUUAGGACCGAAAUACAGGAUCGCACUUCGUGUCGCGCGUGAUCCAAGGUUUGAAAGACUACCGUGUUCUCACAAAGGAACAUAUGCAGAUGAUUGUUUGGUAAAGCGAGUGAUGCAGUAUAAAUGUUAUAUUAUAGCAACAUGUGAUAAGGACUUAAAACGCCGUAUUCGCAAAAUUCCUGGCAUUCCUAUAAUGUAUAUUUCUAAAAGAAAAUAUACAAUUGAAAGAUUACCAGAAAAUUACGGUGUACAUUCUUGA